CAAUGCCCAUAAUUUUCACAUCAAAACAUCUUCCUUUUGACUUGCCACAAAAGAAAGAAAGACAAUAAACAGAAAAACCUUCCUUAACUCCUUUCCCCUCCUCACACCUUCAUAACCAAAACGCGUUCAUUCAUUGCCACCCCCAUUUCCUCUGAUCCAUCAACAAACACCAAAGAUCUCAUCUUUUUCGCAUUUCUGCAACUGGGUAUUUUUUGUUUUUCUCGGCGGCGAUCUUCACGAAGGGUGAUGGUGAAAACCGACGGUGACAAGAAGAGGGGUUUCGGAACCAGAUGGCUUUGGCUGGUGGUUGCUCUUGUCGCCGCCUUUGUUGCCAUGGCUGUGUCUUCCAAAACUUCUUCCAAGAUAGCUCUCUUUGGAGCAAUUGAUAGAGCAUGUCACUGUGCUCGGGGUACACCAAAGUACAGUGGCAUGGUGGAGGAUUGUUGUUGUGAUUAUGAAACUGUGGACCGUCUCAAUGAGGAAGUGUUGAACCCAUCCCUCCAAGAACUUGUGAAAACACCAUUCUUUAGAUAUUUUAAGGUUAAAUUAUGGUGUGACUGCCCUUUUUGGCCUGAUGAUGGUAUGUGUCGGCUGCGGGAUUGUAGUGUAUGUGAGUGCCCGGACAGUGAGUUCCCCGAAUCAUUUAAGAAGCCCAAGCGCCUUUCGUUGAAUGACCUUGUUUGUCAAGAAGGAAAACCUCAAGCAGCUGUUGACCGUACAUUAGAUAGUAAAGCUUUCAGAGGAUGGACAGAAAUAGACAAUCCAUGGACGAAUGAUGAUGAGACUGACAAUGAUGAGAUGACUUAUGUUAAUCUUCAACUGAAUCCUGAAAGAUAUACUGGUUACACUGGUCCAUCUGCAAGAAGGAUUUGGGAUGCUGUCUACUCUGAGAACUGCCCCAAAUAUCCAUCACAGGAGUCAUGCCAGGAGGAAAAGAUUUUGUAUAAAUUGAUAUCAGGUCUUCACUCCUCCAUAUCGAUACAUAUAGCUGCUGAUUAUCUACUUGAUGAAGCUACAAAUUUGUGGGGCCAAAAUCUAUCUUUGAUGUAUGAUAGAAUCAUGAAAUACCCUGAUCGUGUCAGAAAUUUGUAUUUCACUUAUCUCUUUGUCCUGAGAGCAGUAACCAAAGCUGCAGAUUAUCUGGAACAGGCUGAGUACGACACUGGUAAUCCUAAUGAGGACCUUAAAACACAGUCGUUGAUAAGACAGCUACUUUACAGCCCCAAGCUCCAAGCUGCGUGUCCAGUUCCAUUUGAUGAAGCUAAGCUGUGGAAAGGCCAAAGUGGACCUGAACUGAAACAUAAAAUUCAACAGCAAUUCAGAAACAUAAGUACAUUGAUGGAUUGUGUAGGAUGUGAGAAGUGUCGGUUAUGGGGAAAGCUUCAGGUUCUUGGUCUUGGAACUGCAUUAAAGAUUCUCUUCACUGUUGAUGGUCAAGAAAACUUGGAUCAAACACUGCAGCUACAAAGGAAUGAAGUAAUUGCAUUGAUGAAUCUUCUCAAUAGACUUUCAGAGUCGGUCAAAUUCGUCCAUGAGAUGGGACCUACUGCUGAAAGAGUCAUGGAAGGACACCUUUCUGUACAUUCAAAAUUGAUAUACUCAUGGAACAAAUUUUGGUCUCAUGUACUUAAAGCUUAGGCAGGCAGCGACAGGUGAUAGUUUGGUUUUUGUGAUUUUUGACUCACAUUACUCCAAACAAUGAGGCUUAGGAAACUAUGGUCUUGGUUUGAAAAUUUUCCGAGGAUGUAACAGUAAUGUAUGUAACAUGUCUCAACAUUGAAGAUAAAUGAUAGUUAUACAGGGGAAAAACUGAAUGUAGUGGAAGAUAUGUCAUUUGGGAUGUAAUCCCACUAAUUUUACUGAACAUUCUUUUUUUGGUACAAUGUUGACAUAUAUCGCAACAUGAAAAUAAAUCCACAUGUUAUGUCA
Messenger RNA from Lotus japonicus, 1929 nucleotides. RefSeq names its product endoplasmic reticulum oxidoreductin-1-like. Gene Ontology annotation, molecular function: FAD binding; protein-disulfide reductase activity; thiol oxidase activity. NCBI's taxonomy places the organism in Eukaryota, Viridiplantae, Streptophyta, Magnoliopsida, Fabales, Fabaceae. Gene Ontology annotation, cellular component: endoplasmic reticulum; endoplasmic reticulum membrane. Bases 247 to 1638 code for a protein of 463 amino acids. Gene Ontology annotation, biological process: protein folding in endoplasmic reticulum. The record is from RefSeq and is a predicted model, not a curated record. The transcript is spliced from 10 exons.